CGGACGGCCCCCCGAAGCGAGGCGGAGCAGAGCGCGGCGGGGUACGGGGCCCCAGUGCGCCCCAGAGCCGUGGGCGCUCAUGGCAGGCGGAGGAGCCGGGGACCCCAGCCGUGGGGCGGCCGCCUCCGGGGCGCCCGAGACCCGAGAGCACCUCUUCAAGGUGCUGGUUAUCGGCGAGCUUGGCGUCGGCAAGACCAGCAUCAUCAAGCGCUACGUCCAUCAGCUCUUCUCCCAGCAUUACCGAGCCACCAUCGGGGUGGAUUUCGCCCUCAAAGUCCUCAACUGGGAUAGCAGGACCCUGGUGCGCCUGCAGCUGUGGGAUAUUGCUGGGCAGGAGCGGUUUGGCAACAUGACCCGAGUAUACUACAAGGAAGCUGUGGGUGCAUUUGUAGUCUUUGAUAUAUCAAGAAGUUCCACAUUUGAGGCAGUCUUAAAGUGGAAAAAUGAUCUGGAUAGCAAAGUUCACCUUCCCAAUGGCAACCCUAUCCCCGCUGUGCUCCUAGCUAACAAAUGUGACCAGAAAAGGGAUGGUGGUCAGAAUCCCUCCCAGAUGGACCAAUUCUGCAAAGAACAUGGCUUCACUGGAUGGUUUGAAACCUCUGCAAAGGACAACAUAAACAUAGAUGAAGCCUCCCGAUUCCUAGUGGAGAAUAUUCUUGCAAACCACCAAAGCUUCCCUAAUGAAGAACAUGAUGUGAGCAAAAUUAAACUGGAUCAGGAGACCUUGAGAGCAGAGAGCAAAUCUCACUGUUGCUGACACAGUCUGUUUCUCUGGUGCCUGCCUGGCUUGAGUGAGUUCCAGAAAAUGGAACAUGGAAGAUGCACAGGACGCGGCCUCUUCCCACAAGUGCCCCCUCUACAGCGUCACCAUUUCCCUAUGUGAGCAUGGCAUCUGUGGGGAAGUGUCCUGGAGGCUCUGCAACCUGCAAAAAGUGACUCGGGCUGCUAGAUGCUGUUGCCAUCAGAUUGAGGACAACGUUUACAACUUUCACACAGCCUCUGUGGGGUCAUUCCUGGGGCUACAGUGGAAUUCCAAGUAGAUUCUAGGGUGAAUGUUGUGGUGGUAACAAAUUUUUACCUGCAGUGUUAUGGGCAUUCUGAGUCUGUAUUUAUGCCUGUUUUCCCCUGCUCACUUCACAGUGAGGUUUUUAGACUAUGUCAGCCACAAAGCCUGGGUGUUUCCUUUUAGUUCUUCUAUUCAGAAGAUUUAUGCUUCAUGUAAAAUUGUUAUGGUUAAAUACUAAAAUCCCAGCGCAGUCAAGGCUGGCUUGGCAUGUGGUCACUCCCCUUAAACACACCACAGCACCCUUCCCAAUUACUCAGUUAGGGGUAGCACCUUGGAUCCUGUCGCUAACACUUGGAAACAUUAAGCAACCUUUGGCAUUUCCUCUUCUCUCCUUCCUGGGCUCAGGUUUGUAGCUGAGGGCUUCAUUGACAUUUGCUGCCCCAGUUCUCUCUCAAAUCUGUAAUCAUCUUGGUGAAGACAUGAAUGUUUUCAAAGCACUUACACAUAAACCCAGCUUACACUUUAUGGGCUGUGAAAGGAACUACAUCAUCUAUGCUGCUCAGACUCUUGAAAUAUUACCCCUACGAAGCUGCAGGUGAAUGCGUAGUAUCUGUGCUAUCGCCUCAGUGCAGGAAAGGAUGCAUAUUUUGACUGAAGCCUUCAUUUUGAAUUAAUGUAAUUCUAGAAAGACAACGUGUGGUAUACCUUUUUGUGUCAGAAAAUUUUGUGUUUGCAUAUCACUUUUGUCAUUUAUGAGACUUGAUUUUCUGUGCAAGGUUCUAUUUCCCUCAAUGGGACACUAAGGGGGUUUACGACAUAACCCAAAGCUAAGGAAGCAUCAAAUAUUUACACCAAACAUAUCCAUGAAGUGCAUUUGGAUUUUAAAGAUCUUUGAAGUUAGAGCAGAAAAAAGCGCCAGCAUAAAAAUGUGUUCGUUUGGAAAACUGUGUUGUGAGAAUAAACAUACUGUCAUGCACUCUAAAACAUAACGGUCUUCUCAUCAGAGUUGUUGCUUGACCUGACGUCAUCGACAAGAUUAGGAUCCAUUUCUGAAUAAAUGCUGACAUUUCGGACCAUGUAUGAGGGUAUUUCUAAAAGUCUAUAAAAAUAAUAUUUAAUAAUGAGCUUAUUUUUGGGUAGAAAUUAUAUUCAUGAAGGCAAUCGGAUUUUCAAAAAAUAUUAAUGAACGUGACCAUUACGAUGAAUUUUCCAUUUUGUACCAAAAUAAAUUUAUCUGCAAAUUCCAUGUCUUGUGGAGUUUUUAAAUAUCCUUGUUUUCUACAUGAACUACAAUUUCAUGAGUUAAGUGAUGAUUAAUAUUUAAUUAGAUUAACAUUUAAUAAGAUUUAGUAAGAUAGUGUCUUUCAAUUUUUUAUAAAACAAUUUUUUAUAUAAUAAUUAGCUUUCUCUUUCUACAAGAUUUGUGCUUGUCUAAAUUUAGGGUUUUUUUUUUUUUACUACAGGUAUAAAGUACAACCUUUUUAUCUUUUAUUGUAUUUCGAAGUCUACUGGUGUAAAUAUUGUGAAAUGUUGAUGCCAAACUCAAAACAGUGGAAGUACAAAGUUUAUCCUGCGUAAUCCUUGGAAGAAGUUGACGUCUACUUGGAAUUUGAUUUUCUAUAUAUUGAUUUUAAGCAAGGGAUGCAUUAUAUUUUAAUGGAUUUAGCUAAGCAUUCCAAAUCAGUAGCCUUGUACUUUCUUUGUACAAACUUAUCUGUUAUAUUCUCUUGGUGUAACUUUAGGGACAAAAAUACCUUAAAUAGUUAUUUUCUGUAAACAUUCAGAAUUCUGUUGUUGCUGUGAGAUUUUCAAUAUAUUUAGCAUUCUCUACUGUUUAGAAAUAAACCUGAAAUUGUACAUCACUUUUAAAUUCUCGCCACAGUUUAUUACUGUAAAUUGAGCGUAAAAUUUGGACUUAAGGUAAGAUACAUCAAUAAUCAGAGAACACAGAAAAUACUUUGUACACUUUGAAGGAAACACAAAAUCUGCGCACACACCACUAGCUAUGAUACCCAAAUUAGAGGCUCUAGCAUCAACUAAAAAGAUAAGAGUCACCUCUUUCUGUGAGUCUCAGGAAUUACAAAACUGUGCUAUCUCUGCCCUCGAUGACACUCGUGUAUGUCAAACAUUCAGUAAUGUUUGUAAAACUAACUCAUUUCAAGGACUAUUUCAAGGUGUGGUUCACUUCCAAACUAUCGUGAAUGAAGCUGAGCUGCUCAAUGAAAUUUCUGUGUCUUAUUUCAAGUUUAUUUAGUUUGUGGAGAUUAAGCUCAAAAAUCUGUGCUUCCAUGAAAUCUCAAAUUGUUCCAUUUGAAGUCCUCCUAUAGUAACCUGCAAUGAAGAGUAAUGAGCUUGGACUUACGGUAUUGCUCAAAACACGAUCACGUGAUAUGUAACAGUUGCAAACCUUUAUGAAUCGUUAUGAUGAAAAAAGUCUGAACACCUCAAAGAGUGAACAGCAGCAACAGUGGCAGUUAUGCACUGAACAAAACAGAAGUCUAGGACUCUAACAGGGUGAACUAAUCUGCAACUCUCGUUGCUACAGCUGGGCAGCCGUUUAGAAAAACAAGAAGUUGUAUUUCUACCUUACAGCUUCCCCAAAUGAAACAAACUGGGUAUUGCUCUAAGUGUAAAAUGAAUAAAACUACAAAGAUUGUAGCAGAGAUGGAAAAAAUGCUGAUUUUAGCUAAGAAAUAUUUUAUACUAUCAAAUGCUGAAAAUUAAUGAGACGACAUCAAAAUGCCUCCGAUAGUGAGAGAAUUUUGUCCCCAACUUACAGUAAUUUAACUUAGGAUUUUUCAACUUUGUUGUGCUGCAAAAGCAAUACACAUUCGAAAGAAAUCAUACUUGGAAUUUUCUAUCAUUUCUGUCAUUUCCUGGGCUAUUGGCAAUGGUAACAGCCAGUCAGCUAUGCAAUCAAAAAGCUGAAUUUUGCAUUCAGUGCAACAUGUGGCUGAGUUACAAGAUUUGGUACAUCAGGUGAUUUCAACAAACUUUGAACUUAGUAUUUUCAAUGUCUGGCAGAUAUAUUGGGAUGUAACACCAUUUUCAGUAGACAAUCAUUUGUAUAAACAAAUUGAAAAAAGUAGUUGCAGCUCAUUUAAUUAGAUGAGGAUUAAUGAACUCAACAAGAAAGGGACCUUAAAAGUCUAAAAGUGAAAUCAUUGACAGCACUCGUCACAAGACAGUAAGAUAAGAACUUACAGGAAGCCACAAUAAAAGCAAAGUUCACUUGGCUCACGGAAGGAGAAAGUAAAAGUCAAGCCUAGAGAAUAUCUGAAAAGUAACUAUGAUGAAGAUAGCAUACGUGAAAGCCUCUAAGCUAUGUACAACAUAUUGCCCAAAGAAAAUGCUGAAGGCUAAGUAAUUUAAAAAAUAAAUGGAUGAACCUUCCCUUUACAAUAAAUGUGCUUAUCAACCUUACAUAAAUUGGAUAUAUUCUACAACGUAAGCAGCAGUAUGAUGAAUUCAUCACUGAAAUCAUCAUGAUAAAAAAAAAAACUUAAAUAUUCUUAACUCUGUGAUCAGAAAGAAAGGGCUGCUGACUUUGACCACUUCUUUUCUAAUCCUCCAGACUUGCCCGUGAAAGCUUAGGAUGGAAAGGGUUAACCUUGAACAAUGGCAAGUAUGGAAUAAAUCAUGAAGACUUGAAGCUGUGAACAAGAAGGGGUUGGAUCUCAGCCCAUCCCCCAACCCUUAGAGAGGCAAACUCCAUCCCAAUCCCUUUCUUCUAUUGGGAAUACCAAGUCUCCUACUGAAAGAAGUGAGAAAAUCUUGGAUCCUGGUGCCCCUUCCUUGCCCUCAAAACCAAUACCCAUCCUAACCCCUGACUGCUGCUUUUAUGUCCUUGGUAUUUACUUUCAAUUAUCAUUCUGAAGUGUUAAAAAGCAUUCUCUUCCAGGUGGCAGGGUUCUCUUCGCUGUAACUCAGCAGCCCUGCACUCUGUCACAUGCUGUGUGAGGUGCAGCCAUUUGAAGGCAGGCAAAAUUUGCAAAAUUCAAGUUUGGAAAUGAUACCACAGGUUUCUCUAUUCAAUCAUUGUAAGUGUUGAGAAGUUCCAAGAACAACAGAGAUUUAGAAAGAGAGCUUAUUUUGAGUUAGAGGGUACCUGCCAGCCCCAAACGCAACAUAGUACACAUCCUGAAACCGUUGCAGGCUGGUUAGGACUGCGCCAAGAUGUGGGGAAAGAACACAGCUACUGUCUUCCCUAUGUAACGUCACUUACAUCUGUGUAUCUAUGACUGAGGAAUUACAAACACUAUGCUGAUUACUCAAGAGCAGUGUUCCUGUUGAUUGCAAAUGAAAGGAUAAGUUUAUAUGUACAAAUGCUUCAGAUGAGAAGUAAUCAGCAUUGAGUUCAGCUU
This is a messenger RNA of Ochotona curzoniae (black-lipped pika), 5370 nucleotides long. It is a transcript of the gene RAB32, whose product is annotated as RAB32, member RAS oncogene family. Gene Ontology annotation, molecular function: GTPase activity; GTP binding. NCBI's taxonomy places the organism in Eukaryota, Metazoa, Chordata, Mammalia, Lagomorpha, Ochotonidae. Gene Ontology annotation, biological process: phagosome-lysosome fusion; endosome to lysosome transport. Bases 80 to 757 code for a protein of 225 amino acids. Gene Ontology annotation, cellular component: trans-Golgi network; Golgi apparatus; late endosome. The transcript has 3 exons. The record is from RefSeq and is a predicted model, not a curated record.